AUGUCUUCCCUUGACGCCUGGCUUCCCGCCCUUAAAGGUAUCGCCAUCGCCGGCAGUCUCAUUAACGCCGGUACCAUGACGUCAGGCUACCGUCUUCUCCCCUCAGUUUAUCCAAUUGCCCAAAAGUCUCCCAAAGACGCUGCAAAGCAGUGGGAGUUCUUCUACUGGAACAUGUCUGCUACCGUACCAUGGGUUGACCUCACCACUAUCAUUGCGCUCGGCACAAUCGCCUACGGGGAGCACAAGGAGAACGCCUCUGCUUUGCCUUGGAAGCUUUGGACCACGGCGGCGGCCAUCAUGCCUGUUGGAUGGAUCUGGGUUAGGCUGGUGAUGCUCCCACCAUCUUAUGAGCUAUUGAAAAUCGCCGGUGAUAAGAAUGAUGAGACUCAGCCCCUGACUCCUAGUAGCAAGAAGGUAUUGGGUCUCAUGGAGAAGUUUAAUGCCCAGAUGUCGGUCAGGAUGACGUUCCCAUGGGUUGUUGGUGGACUUGCUAUGUGGCUUACGUUGAGCUUCUAG
Messenger RNA from Fusarium sp. VM40, 516 nucleotides. Lineage: Eukaryota; Fungi; Ascomycota; Sordariomycetes; Hypocreales; Nectriaceae. The record is from the annotation of a GenBank genome assembly.